AUAAAACCCCUGAAGAUUCAGCUGUCUCGAUCAUAAGCAUUCUGACUGCACCAGAAUGAUCAGCACUCUGUACUUCUUUGCGCUGCUGAGCUCUGCGAUGGCCUGGGGGCAUGUAGGCCUGUGGAAAGAGCGGAGUGCGAGGAAUGAGACAGAGGAUGGAAGUGGGGACAGAUGUGCCUGUGAUGCCUUCCUGCCCGGUUCAACUUUUCCUUUAAGAGACCUGGUGGUGGUGGAGCAGACAGCUGUGGAGAUCUACCACAAACUGGAGCUGGAGUUGGGCAAGCUGGAAAACUAUGAGACCAAGCUGACAGAAUAUUCAGAAAAAAUAAUAAAGUUGACGGUGGAGGUUGAAAAAAUUGAGAAGAACCCCGAUGCCUACAAUGAAGCUGACAAGGACGAGAUUAAGGUGAAGAUUAAGCAAGUGGAAGCUCUGGCUAAAGAGCUGCAGCUCUCCAUCAGAAGCUCCACCACUAUCUUCAGGUCACUGCGCGUGCAGGUUACAGCCAUGGAAGAGACCUUGACGAGGCUGGAGAAGACCUACGACAAGAAUGUGGUUCUGGCGACCCGUCGAGAAUACAUCAAGGUGCAGAUGCAGCUAGAAGAGUGCGAGAGACGCCACCAGGAGCUCUUCAACCCAAACAUUGGGUCCUGUGCACACACUGGUAUCAUCAAGGUUGGCAAGCCCGUUGUGAGUCACCUGAAUGCCCAUCUAAAUGCUGGCUAUAAAUUUGGAGGCUGGGGGAGAGAUUCAAAGCCUGUUCCCGAUAGAGAGUCUAUGUAUUGGUAUUCUGGCUAUACUAGCAGCUCCAUUGUUGACAUUAGGUUCUAUACUAACUACAACAGUCUCAUUUUGAGAAAUCACUUCCAGCAUCACAAUUUACACAGCGGGUGGUAUGGUACAGGGAACAAUUUCAUCAUCCGUGACAAUACCCUGUACUAUCAGAUCAACAGUCCCUUUGGGUUGGCUAAACUGAAUUUCACUACCAUGAGAUAUGAGUCCAGGGUGAUUGCAAAGGCUAGCACCAGAUUCUCUUAUGCUAACUCUCCCAAUCAAAACUUUGACUUUGCUGCAGACGAGACAGGCCUGUGGGUGACCUAUGCUACAGCGGAGUCCAGUGGUCGGAUGGUCAUUGCUAAGAUAAAUGAGCCUUCUUUUGGGGUUGAGGAGGAAUGGCAGACUAGUGUCUUCAAACCAGGGGUGAAUAACGCCUUCAUGGUGUGUGGCGUUCUGUAUGCAGUCAGGACAGUAGAUAUCCAAACUGAUGAAAUCUUUUACAAGUACGACACCAGAACCAGACAGGAGAGCUACAUCAGUGUUCCCUUUGUGAGAUUCCAGGAAAAGUAUUCCAACCUGGACUACAAUCCCACUGACCAGAAGCUCUACAUGUACAAUGAUGGCUACUAUGUAAAUUAUCACCUGUGGUUUAACCACACAACUAAAGCCACUGUGGCGCCACCAUAUCGCCGGACCUAAAUCAUUAUUUGUGAUUUCCUUAGUUUAACAUCUUAAAAAUCAGACAAUGAUUGUAUCAUUCACCUUUCCUCUUGUAGUUCAUGUAGUGCAUCAUAUAUCCUUCUUCUUGAAUGCUAAUAAAUGAAUAAAUGACCU
Molecule: messenger RNA, 1609 nt
Organism: Lates calcarifer (barramundi perch)
Lineage: Eukaryota; Metazoa; Chordata; Actinopteri; Centropomidae
Gene: olfm4.1
Product: olfactomedin 4, tandem duplicate 1
Exons: 5
Coding region: 56-1474 (472 amino acids)
Biological process (GO): signal transduction
Source: RefSeq, a predicted model, not a curated record